This is a messenger RNA of Dama dama (fallow deer), 1958 nucleotides long. RefSeq names its product RB binding protein 7, chromatin remodeling factor (gene RBBP7). Gene Ontology annotation, cellular component: NuRD complex; ESC/E(Z) complex; nucleus. NCBI's taxonomy places the organism in Eukaryota, Metazoa, Chordata, Mammalia, Artiodactyla, Cervidae. Bases 314 to 1591 code for a protein of 425 amino acids. The record is from RefSeq and is a predicted model, not a curated record. Gene Ontology annotation, biological process: regulation of gene expression. Gene Ontology annotation, molecular function: histone binding. The transcript has 12 exons.
UCACUUUUCCCAGGGCGGAUGCGCCUGCGCUCAGCUGCCUGGGCGGGCUGGGAGGCGCGGGUUGAAAAGUCUCGUUCCAAGUUUGGAGAGAGAGAGAAGAGCGCCUCAGACCUCGGUACCCGCAAGCGGGGAGGAGGCAGCAGAGAAGGACGCAGCGUCUGGGGAGCUCCCAGGCUGUAAGACGGAGCUCAGGCUUCGAGAGCUAGAAGUGUGUGACGCGCCUGGGAAAGGCAGGAGCGCUUGUGGUUGGGCUGCUCUUGGCUAGCAGGGGGAGUCCGAGGCGGCGGCGAGGGGGCGAACGACCCGACGCAAGAUGGCGAGUAAAGAGAUGUUUGAAGAUACUGUGGAGGAGCGUGUCAUCAAUGAAGAAUAUAAAAUCUGGAAGAAGAAUACACCGUUUCUGUAUGACCUGGUUAUGACCCAUGCUCUUCAGUGGCCGAGUCUUACCGUUCAGUGGCUUCCUGAAGUGACUAAACCGGAAGGAAAGGAUUAUGCCCUUCAUUGGCUAGUGCUGGGGACUCACACAUCUGAUGAGCAGAAUCAUCUCGUGGUUGCUCGAGUCCAUAUUCCGAAUGAUGAUGCGCAGUUUGAUGCUUCCCACUGUGACAGUGAAAAGGGUGAAUUUGGUGGCUUUGGUUCUGUAACAGGAAAAAUUGAAUGUGAAAUUAAAAUUAACCAUGAAGGAGAAGUAAACCGUGCUCGUUACAUGCCGCAGAAUCCUCACAUCAUUGCUACAAAAACACCAUCUUCUGAUGUGCUGGUUUUUGACUAUACGAAGCACCCUGCUAAACCAGACCCAAGUGGAGAGUGUAAUCCUGACCUUAGGCUUAGAGGCCACCAAAAGGAAGGCUAUGGUCUUUCUUGGAAUUCCAAUUUGAGUGGACAUCUCCUAAGUGCAUCUGAUGACCAUACUGUCUGUCUGUGGGAUAUUAAUGCAGGACCAAAGGAAGGCAAAAUUGUGGAUGCUAAAGCAAUUUUUACUGGCCACUCGGCUGUUGUAGAGGAUGUGGCCUGGCACCUGCUGCAUGAGUCCUUGUUUGGAUCUGUUGCUGAUGAUCAGAAACUUAUGAUAUGGGACACCAGGUCCAAUACCACCUCCAAGCCGAGCCACCUGGUUGAUGCGCACACUGCCGAGGUCAAUUGCCUGUCCUUCAAUCCCUACAGCGAGUUCAUUCUCGCAACUGGCUCUGCGGAUAAGACUGUAGCUUUAUGGGAUCUGCGUAAUUUAAAAUUGAAACUCCAUACCUUUGAAUCUCAUAAAGAUGAAAUUUUCCAGGUCCACUGGUCUCCACAUAACGAAACCAUUCUGGCUUCAAGUGGUACUGAUCGCCGCCUUAAUGUGUGGGAUUUAAGCAAAAUUGGAGAAGAACAAUCAGCAGAAGAUGCAGAAGAUGGGCCUCCAGAACUGCUGUUUAUUCAUGGAGGACACACUGCCAAGAUAUCAGAUUUUAGCUGGAACCCGAAUGAGCCUUGGGUCAUUUGCUCAGUGUCUGAGGAUAACAUCAUGCAGAUCUGGCAAAUGGCUGAAAAUAUUUACAAUGAUGAAGAGUCAGAUGUCACAACAUCCGAACUGGAGGGGCAAGGAUCUUAAACCCAAAGUACGAGAAAUGUUUCUGUUGAAUGUAAUGCUACACGAAUGCUUGAUUUAUCAAGCGCAAAAACAGCAUUGUAUAGUAGGGAGUUGAAGUGGGGUGGCAUAUGGCGUUCUUUACCUUCUGAUCCUAGCACUUUCAAGUGAGCUAUUGCGUACUGUAUCAUAUUGUAGCUUUUAGGGAUGUUGCUUAAGAAAGAUCAGCGUUGUUUUAAAAUACAAGUAAGCAGGGUACUGCCUUUGAUUCAACUAUAAGUCCUUGUUUUCUCUAAGUGCUUGCUAUUCCCAAAUAUGCAAGAAUAACUUUUACACUUUUUCCCUCCAACACUUCUUGAUUGGCUUUGCAGAAAUAAAGUUUUAAAAUAAA